GGGCGGUGGCUGCGCACGCGCGGCGAGGGUCUCGGGGCGGGGCCUGGUGCGGCUGUGAGUAGAGGCGAAGCUGGGUGGUGGGUGGCUAUGUGGACCCGCCGCCGGGCGGUGGGGGUGUCCUCCCCCUCGGCCUCUGAGGGCGGCACGUCCUCCGCUGCAUGGACCGAGAUGGGGUCUUGGAUGCGGACGAUCGCGGGGAGGCUGAAGCAGCGGCUGCGGCUGGACGUGGGGCGCGAAAUCUGCCGCCAGUACCCGCUGUUCUGCUUCCUGCUGCUCUGCCUCAGCGCCGCCUCGCUGCUCCUCAACAGGUAUCUUCAUGUCUUAAUGAUCUUCUGGUCAUUUGUUGCUGGAGUUGUGACAUUCUACUGUUCAUUAGGACCCGAUUCUCUCUUACCAAAUAUAUUCUUCACAAUAAAAUACAAACCUAAGCAAUUAGGACUUCAAGAGUUAUUUCCGCAAGGUCAUAGCUGUGCUGUUUGUGGUAAAGUAAAAUGUAAACGACAUAGGCCUUCCUUGCUACUUGAAAACUACCAGCCCUGGCUAGACCUGAAAGUUUCUUCCAAGGUGGAUGCAUCUCUCUCAGAGGUUCUUGAAUUAGUGUUGGAAAACUUUGUUUAUCCUUGGUACAGGGAUGUGACAGAUGAUGAAUCCUUUGUUGAUGAACUGAGAAUCACCUUACGAUUUUUUGCAUCUGUCUUAGUACGAAGAAUUCACAAGGUGGAUAUUCCAUCUAUUAUAACCAAGAAACUAUUAAAAGCGGCAAUGAAACAUAUAGAAGUGAUUGUUAAAGCGAGACAGAAAGUAAAAAACACGGAGUAUUUACAACAAGCUGCAUUAGAAGAAUAUGGUCCAGAGCUUCAUGUGGCUUUGAGAAGUCGAAGAGAUGAAUUACAGUAUUUAAGGAAACUUACUGAGUUACUUUUUCCUUAUAUUUUGCCUCCUAAAGCAACUGACUGCAGGUCCCUGACUUUACUUAUAAGAGAGAUUCUAUCUGGUUCUGUAUUUCUUCCUUCUUUGGAUUUCCUCGCUGAUCCAGAUACUGUCAAUCACUUGCUUAUCAUCUUCAUAGAUGACAGUCCUCCUGAAAAAGCGACUGAACCAGCUUCUCCUUUGGUUCCAUUCUUGCAGAAAUUUGCAGAACCUAGAAAUAAAAAACCAUCUGUGCUGAAGUUAGAAUUGAAGCAAAUCAGAGAACAACAAGAUCUUUUAUUUCGGUUUAUGAACUUUCUGAAACAAGAAGGAGCCGUGCACGUCCUGCAGUUUUGUCUGACUGUUGAGGAAUUUAAUGAUAGAAUUUUGCGACCAGAGUUAUCAAAUGAUGAAAUGCUAUCUCUACAUGAGGAAUUGCAGAAGAUUUAUAAAACAUAUUGCUUGGAUGAAAGUAUUGACAAAAUUAGAUUUGAUCCCUUCAUUGUAGAAGAGAUUCAAAGAAUUGCUGAAGGCCCAUACAUAGAUGUUGUGAAACUGCAAACCAUGAGAUGUCUUUUUGAAGCAUAUGAACAUGUUCUUUCCCUCUUGGAGAAUGUGUUUACCCCUAUGUUCUGCCACAGUGAUGAGUAUUUCAGGCAACUUUUAAGAGGUGCAGAAUCGCCAACACGCAAUUCCAAGUUCAACAGAGGUAGCCUAAGUUUGGAUGAUUUCCGAAGCACACAAAAAAGAGGAGAAUCAUUUGGAAUCAGCAGAAUAGGUAGCAAAAUUAAAGGAGUAUUCAAGAGUACUACAAUGGAGGGAGCUAUGUUGCCCAAUUAUGGUUUGGCUGAAGGUGAAGAUGACUUUAUUGAGGAAGGUAUUGUGGUACUGGAAGAUGAUUCUCCAGUGGAAGCUGUGAGCACACCUCACACUCCCCGAAACCUUGCUGCCUGGAAGAUCAGCAUUCCGUAUGUUGACUUCUUUGAGGAUCCCUCCUCCGAAAGGAAGGAGAAGAAGGAGAGAAUUCCUGUGUUUUGUAUUGAUGUUGAAAGAAACGAUAGACGAGCAGUUGGACAUGAGCCUGAACAUUGGUCUGUCUAUAGAAGAUACCUUGAAUUCUAUGUACUUGAAUCAAAACUAACAGAAUUUCAUGGCACAUUUCCUGAUGCUCAGCUUCCAUCCAAAAGGAUCAUUGGUCCCAAAAACUAUGAGUUCUUAAAGUCGAAGAGAGAGGAGUUUCAGGAAUACCUUCAGAAACUUCUGCAGCAUCCGGAACUGAGUAACAGUCAACUUCUGGCAGACUUUCUGUCCCCUAAUGGUGGAGAAACACAGUUUCUUGAUAAGAUACUUCCAGAUGUAAAUCUUGGGAAAAUUAUAAAGUCUGUUCCUGGAAAACUAAUGAAAGAGAAAGGUCAGCAUUUGGAACCAUUCAUCAUGAGUUUCAUUAAUUCUUGUGAAUCCCCAAAACCUAAACCGAGUAGACCAGAACUGACUAUUCUCAGCCCCACUUCGGAAAACAACAAGAAGCUUUUCAAUGAUCUGUUUAAGAAUAAUGCAAACCGUGCUGAGACUACAGAGCGAAAGCAAAAUCAGAACUACUUCAUGGAGGUGAUGACUGUGGAUGGAGUCUAUGAUUACCUGAUGUAUGUAGGACGAGUAGUUUUUCAAGUUCCAGAUUGGCUCCAUCAUCUUUUGAUGGGCACUCGAAUCCUCUUCAAGAACACACUGGAGAUGUACACUGACUACUACCUGCAGUGCAAGCUCGAGCAGCUCUUUCAGGAGCACCGGCUCGUUUCCCUCAUAACGCUUCUCCGAGAUGCUAUAUUUUGUGAAAAUACUGAACCUCGGUCCCUCCAAGAUAAGCAAAAAGGAGCAAAACAGACUUUUGAAGAAAUGAUGAAUUACAUUCCAGAUCUGAUAGUCAAGUGUAUUGGUGAAGAAACCAAGUACGAAAGCAUCAGGCUUCUGUUUGACGGCUUGCAGCAGCCAGUGCUCAACAAGCAGCUGACCUAUGUUUUGCUGGACAUUGUGAUACAGGAACUGUUUCCAGAGCUAAAUAAGGUACAAAAGGAAGCUACCUCCAUGACAUCCUGGAUGUAAACACUUGGUAUAGAAUAAAAUACCAGUAUAAUAGAAAUGUACUUUUUCUUUCACUUUGUAUAUUUUUAUAAAUAUCAUGUACUUUAGUGUUUGAAAUAUAUUUUUUUGUUUUAAUAAAGACUAACAAACUUAAUAGCAAUAAAAAGUGAUUAAGUAUUA
Molecule: messenger RNA, 3168 nt
Organism: Peromyscus californicus insignis
Lineage: Eukaryota; Metazoa; Chordata; Mammalia; Rodentia; Cricetidae
Gene: Snx14
Product: sorting nexin 14
Exons: 29
Coding region: 88-3009 (973 amino acids)
Biological process (GO): autophagosome maturation
Cellular component (GO): late endosome
Molecular function (GO): phosphatidylinositol-3,5-bisphosphate binding
Source: RefSeq, a predicted model, not a curated record